AUGGGCCCCCUCUGCUUCCUCCUCCUCAUCAACGACGCGAUGCUGGACACUCCAUCUCGAUGGAAGUAUGUGGAUGAUUGUGGCCUCCUACAGGCGGCACCUCCCCCAACACCUGAAGGCGACGCAAUCCAACCAGGCUCGAGUCCAUCCCCAGCCUCCAAGGCAUGCCCGGCUACAACACCGUCACCAGACACCACCGGGCUGGACAAGGUGGUGAAGCGGACCUGA
Molecule: messenger RNA, 228 nt
Organism: Enterospora canceri
Lineage: Eukaryota; Fungi; Microsporidia; Enterocytozoonidae
Source: the annotation of a GenBank genome assembly